Molecule: messenger RNA, 1569 nt
Organism: Oncorhynchus kisutch (coho salmon)
Lineage: Eukaryota; Metazoa; Chordata; Actinopteri; Salmoniformes; Salmonidae
Product: protein FAM13A-like
Exons: 7
Coding region: 146-1147 (333 amino acids)
Source: RefSeq, a predicted model, not a curated record
CAGCUCCCAAGAGGAAGACAGCAGACCCAUAUCUCCUUUCUACAUAAGCAACCACCUCUCAUCUGUCCGGUGUAGAUCUGACCUGACUAAUGUUCUGGAGAGGACCAUCAGGUCGGCAGUGGAGCAGCAUCUCUUCGAUGUGCACAUGUGCGGAGGAGGUCAAAGUACGACGGAGGAUUCCGAGUGGACCGGGUGCUCCUCAUCGCCCGUGGUAACCCCGACGGCACGGCAGAGACGUCGGCACCAGAGGGAGCAGGAAGAGGCUCAGAGACACCGGGACAGGAGCAGAUCCUCGUCUCUGGGGGAAGGAGACAUCAACAAGGAGAACAUCCCAGCGGCCGGCAGCGUUAGCAGAACUAUCAGCUGUGGCGUCAGCGUGGGUGAGGAAGGAGUCUGGAGGGACUACCAGACUAGCCAGGGAGGGCUCCACCACGAGGGCCCCAGACCCAGGAAGCCUAAACACUGCCAUCAGAGCCCCACGCUUGGCCAGCUUAGUGACAACCAGGACCCCCACGCGCUAAAAGAAUGCAUAUCAAGAGUACAUGACGAAGCCGGGACAAACAACAUGGAGUCAUCAGACAACCGAAAUGACAGUCAAAGAAAGGACCCCAGUCUUCUGACUCCUUCAUGGACACGACUCAGUAGUAUGAAGAUCCAGGAGCUGCCUAGUAGCUGUGAAACGGCUGACAGGAGGGGGGUCAUCGGCCGGAGUUCGGACCAGGAAUGUGGCGAGGACGUACCCCGCUUGGACCUGUCGGCACUGACUGACGAUAACAACUGGGGAGGUAAAUCUUCAAUCCCCCCCCAGCCUUUCUUCCCCUCUUCCACACACUCCCUCAGUCCUCCCCUUCCUUCUAGGCAGCACAUGGGUGUCUGGGUGGCAGCUGCAACCCUCCUGCUCCCUCUCCUCCUCCUCUUGUUGUGGUGGCUCCUUCUGUGUCUUCAAGAAGAGUUAUGGACUCAGAUGCUCUUAAAGUCUCUCGGCUUCUAUAUCUGGAGAAGCUGCACCAUUACUGAAGGUGUUGUGGGUGUGUACACAGCUUGGCGCAGCAUAUUGCAUUUAGAUAGCAGAUCUUUUUUUAACCUUUUUGACAAAUGUAGCUCCUGUUUCAUCAGACCACAAUGGAGUUUUUUUGUUUACAAGUGAUGGGAACAGCAUAGAAUAUUGUGUUGCCGUGCUGCUACCAUGAGUUAUUCGAAGAGUGAAAGAGUGAGUAUUUACGGUUUGCACAUGCUGCUGGCAUGUUUUGCCGUUUGGUUGGCAGUUAUUGGGCAGUUUGUGGGUUGUGAAUAGCUUCCAGAUUGCUAUCGACAUUCAUUAAAGGGCAAGAUUACAGGUGAAAAAUACUGUACUGUUUAAGGGGGCGUUGAGGUUUUAUCUUUUCUUAUAGGGAUUGACAUUGAUCUUGUUUGAUAUGGUCUGGAUGUAUUGUCUUCCCAUUGAUAUUGCAAACGCUCCUGUCGUUUAGUUUUUUUAAGUGCGUAUGGUGUGUGUGUGUGUGUCUGCAUGAUUAGAUUAACCCUAGGAACAAUAAGUGUGUGUGUGUGUGUUCAUUAAGGUUGGAUUUC